Messenger RNA from Oncorhynchus gorbuscha (pink salmon), 10266 nucleotides. Its product is annotated as rho GTPase-activating protein 29-like. The record is from RefSeq and is a predicted model, not a curated record. Gene Ontology annotation, molecular function: GTPase activator activity. The coding region runs from base 719 to 5575 and encodes 1618 amino acids. Gene Ontology annotation, cellular component: cytoplasm. NCBI's taxonomy places the organism in Eukaryota, Metazoa, Chordata, Actinopteri, Salmoniformes, Salmonidae. Gene Ontology annotation, biological process: activation of GTPase activity; signal transduction. The transcript is spliced from 24 exons.
UCAAACUCAACACGAAGAAGAAGCUAUUCUCCUUUUGAAACAUGUGGGGGGGGUGUUUUUUCGUUUGUUUUGUUUUUUCAGAUUGUAUAAAAUAACUUUUUAUUUGAUUUUUUUUAAAUUGAGAAUGCCACUGGAGUACACAAGUCAGGUGAGUUUCUGAUGUUUCUGAUAGAGAGAAGAAAUGCUACUGCUUAGUCCUCGACUCAAACGUUAUUUGGGAUGCCAGCACGGCGGAGUUACAGACUCCCUGCUCUAUCGGUGCUGACUGGGCGGAUAUUUUUCCGGUGUAACGUUAGAGCUGGAAAUAGACGGUCCCGGUUGAUUGUAAUAGUAGGUGAGGUGGCUAAAAAUAUAAUAACAGCACAUUUACAUUUGUAGCUAACAGUUGUAAGAACAUCGUAACAAAUGUUGACCAACUCUACACUGUAAUUGAACUAGAUAGCUAACUUAACUAUUUAACUGCAUGCUACUCAUACUUGCUAAAUUCUCUUCGUGUAUUUAACACAAAUAACAAACAUGAGAUAUGAUAGAAAUAAGUUAAAUAACAUUGCCAGACAAGUAGCAAGUCAAACAAACAAAACGACCCAACAUCUAGUGUUAUAGAGCCAACCUGGGACUUAGGAUCGGUCAGGACCACCCACACCGGGGGCCAACACCAUCCCAGUGGCCUGUAGCGUACUCUAGGUAGACGGGACGGACGGGCACCAGAACCUCUGGGAUGAUACGGAAGAGCAGCAGUGGUACUGGAGGAGGAGGAGGAGGAGAAGAAGAAGAAGGGAAUAAUAAAAAACACCAACAGAACAAACAGCAUCGCGCCAGCAUCACCACCCAGGGCCCGUCUCGUCUCUCCAACAUGGGCCGGAGCUCCAGGACCACCAACCCACUGGGGAGUGUGGGUCCUGGGUCCACCGUGGUAGGAGCGCCCGGGGUAGAUCCGGACUAUGUGAUGCAGCUGGUGAAUGACGUACGGAGGUUUUCCGAUAUGCUGCUCAGCCUUAAAGAAGCCUUCCGUUCUGAAGAAAGCCACGAGGGACUCCCUCAGCGGGUACAGGAACGGUUGAGCGAGCUGCUCCGUGUUCUCAAGUCUGUCAUCGGCAAACACCAGACCCUCAACUCUGUAGACAUCCUCAGGGCUGCCGGCACCGUCAUCACUAAGGUCAAAGGCAUUAACUUCACGGAAGUGAACCAAGAACAGAACAAGGUUAUAUUCUGCGAGAUAUACGCCUCCAUUGACAGUUUGGCAUUCACAUUUGGCAAUGUAGUGUCUGACUUCCUUAUGGGAGAUGUGGACAGCCAAUCAGGGUUGGGGAUCCCCCAGACCAGAAGAAGCAGGUCUUUUGAGAACCUCUCUGGGGAUUCUGGGGCGUAUGUUCCAGAGAAGAAAGGACUUGUGGGCCCAGAGGUGGCGCUGUCUAAAGAGGAGGAGGUUGACGUGAUCCUGCAGAAGAACGACAGCGGGGUGGAGUCAGCUCUGCUCUAUGCCAAGGCCUGGUCCAAGUACACCAAGGAUCUGCUGGCCUGGGUCGACAAACGCCUGGGACUGGACAUUGAAUGUGCCAAAAGUUAUGCCAAAAUGGCAGAAUCUGCAAAGACGCUCGCAAGUCAACAGGACUACAUGCCAUUCAGAGAUAUCUAUAUUUCUACGUUUAAGAAUGACAUUGAGUAUAGCCAACUCCUCCUGCAGACUGCCACUGCCCUGCAGACCAACAAAUUCAUACAGCCGCUGUUGUCCAGAAAGACUGAGUUGGACAAACUGAGGAAAGACAUCAAGGAGCAGUGGCAGAGAGAACAGAAGAAAAUGCAAGAGUCCGAGGCGGCUCUGCGUAAGGCUCGGUGGACCCAGGUCCAGAGGAGAGACGAGUACCACAAGGCCCAGUCCUCAGCCAGCCGCUCCCAGGAGGAACAGUCCAAACAGCUGGACAAGAAGAGGAAACUGGAAGAGGAGGCUCUUCAGAAGGCUGAGGAUGCCAGAGACCAGUACAGAGUGUGUGUAACUGAUGCAGGGGCCAGGAGGGCAGAGCUGGCCAGCACCAAGACAGACAUCCUCACUCAGAUCAGAGAACUGGUGACUCAGUGUGACCUCACACUCAAAGCUGUGACAGUCAACUGGCUCCAGCUGCAGCAGGCCCAGACCGUGUCUCUACCCGGCCACUACCAGGCCCUGUGUGAAAACGCGAAGAUGUACGAGCCUGGACAGAGAUAUGCCGAGUUUGUCAGAAAUCUUCCCAAAGAUCAGAUACACAUGGAGUCCUUCUCCGUUGAUGAACGGUUUUCUGUGUUCAACAAGCGUUCAACGGGAAGCACCAGUUCCCAUAGUAACCUGUCCCAGGUGUCCCUCAUCUCCGGUGACGUCCUGAGUGGCGACGAGGUGGAUAGUCCUCUGGGGUCACGACCUGGAGAAAGGUCCAACAGCACCACGGACACACAAGGUCUGAGAGGGGGACAGGGCCCGUUGAGAGCCUGGGCAUCAAGUGUCCAGGACAGGGGGAUGUGUAGUGACUCAGAGAGUGCUGGCGGCAGCAGUGAGUCACAAUCCAUGGACUCCCCCACAGCGAGCCCAGGUGACUUUAAACGCAGACUACCCAGAACCCCCUCCACUGGCACUAUGUCCUCGGCAGACGACCUCGAUGAGAGACAGCCACCUUCACCCUCAGACAAUGGUCUGGGUGAGAUGGUGACAGAGACGGCCAGUUCCCCAGGUCCGUUUCGUAACGCCCAGAUGUCCAAGGCGUCUCAGACACACAAGCUGAGGAAACUCAGAGCUCCGUCUAAAUGCAGGGAGUGUGACAGUCUGGUGGUGUUCCACGGAGCAGAAUGUGAAGAGUGCUCCCUGGCCUGUCAUAAGAAGUGUCUGGAGACUCUGGCCAUCCAGUGUGGUCAUAAGAAACUGCAGGGACGACUACAGCUGUUUGGGAUAGACUUCACCCAGGCAGCGAAGAACAGCCCAGAUGGGAUCCCCUUCAUCAUCAGGAAGUGUACCUCUGAGAUAGAGAACAGAGCGCUCAACCUCAAGGGAAUCUACCGUGUGAACGGGGCUAAGUCUCGUGUGGAGAAGCUGUGUCAGGCGUUUGAGAACGGCAAAGACCUGGUAGAGCUCUCUGACCUCUCACCCCACGACAUCGCCAACGUGCUCAAACUCUACUUGAGACAGUUACCAGAGCCGUUGAUCCUGUACCGCUACUAUAAUGACUUCAUCGGAUUGGCCAAGGAGAGCCAGAGGGUGAUCAUCGAAGAGAAGGCUGUAGCCAGGGUCCUCCAGGAACAGGGGAGGCCAGGGGGUGAACAACCCCGAUCAGGAGGCACCCAGCCUGGGGUAGAGGGAGAGCAGCCUCCCCUGACGACCAGCCAACCUGGAGGAGAGCUGCCCAAACAGCCCAGUAUCAAACUCAAUAGAGUCAUCUUUAAGAUUAGAGACCUGUUACGACAGCUUCCUCCUGCACACUACAGGACCCUCCGCUUCCUCACGGCACACCUACAUAGGGUGACGGAGCAGGCAGAGGAGAACAAGAUGACAGCCAGUAAUCUGGGCAUUAUCUUUGGCCCUACGCUGGUCAAACCCCGACAGACUGACGCAGAGGUCUCACUGUCUUCUCUGGUCGACUACCCCUACCAGGCUCUGAUGGUGGAGCUGCUGGUACGUCACUUCCAGGUGAUCUUUGACUUGUCCAGCCCCUCUUCCUACCCCCCCACCACCACCUCCACUGUGGGCCAGUCCUCCCCCCAACUCACCCCUCAGGAGAAGGAGCAGAGACUCAGCCCCUCCUCCUACCCCCCCACCACCACCACCUCCACGGUGGGCCAGUCCUCCCCCCGACUCACCCCUCAGGAGAAGGAGCAGAGACUCAGCCGCCACUCCACCUCCCUGCUCGACAUGAAGGAGAGUGCCAAAGUCGACAAGAGGCACUCGUCAGUCAUCCAGUCCUCUCAAACCCUGGAUGAUGUGAGGGAGGUGAAGACAGACAGGACAGGACCAGACAGGAGAGAGUUAACAGCCGGCUCCUCCUCCUCUGCUGCCGGCUCCUCCUCCUCUGCUGCUGGCUCCUCCUCCUCCUCCUCUGCUGCUGGCUCUGCCUCGGUUCAGAGAUCUACCCUGGUGUUUGGCCGUCCCAGCCUCAACCUCUCCUCCUCUGCUACGGCCCCGAAGGUCCAGCUCCGGCCCCAGCGUGCUAGAAUCCUGUCUCGACCAAUCAGCAUGCCCCUGGAACGCUUGCCCCUCCCCACCCCUUCACAGGUGCUCGACAGAAACAGCCGUAACAACAACGCUGCAAUCACGAUGGAUCCCACCGCUAACACCAUCGUGGAGUCAGCCGAGCCGGAGAAGCCUCGGAUUGGUGGGGGGUCAAGGGUCAGUACCUAUUACAUCGACACCCAGCAGGCCGUGCAGCGGAGGCCCUGGGACAGGAAGUACAAACACUACGACGUCACGCCACGCACCGCCAUGAUCAUGGCUAACUUACCGCCGGCCGGUACUAACCCUGGCCCAAAACCGGGGAAACAGCCAACGAUGCCGACACAACUGCCCGUGUCUGGGCCAACCAGCUCUGCUCUCCCAUCCAAUAGUAGUUUCAGCACUAUAUUCCCCUACAGCCCAUACACAGUGUCGCUGAAGGCUGGCCAGGCGUCCACAAGAGACAGAGAGGAGACUAAGGACAGGUCUGCUGCUGGAGGUGGUGGGGAGACCAGAACAUCUACCAACUCCCCCAUAAAGUUCAGACAACCAAGGAUUCUGCAGCCUCCACCCGGAACCUUCUAUAAGCCUUCUGGUUAUUCAGGCGCCAGAGGCUGGCCAUCAUUAAGUACCUCUGGGACCACUAGCCUCACCAAAAUGUCCCCAACUUGUCCUACUGUUAAAGCCUCUUCCCAGACUUCUCCUACAGUUAAAACCUCUUCCCAGACUUCUCCUACAGUUAAAACCUCUUCCCAGACUUCUCCUACAGUUAAAACCUCUUCCCAGACUUCUCCUACAGUUAAAACCUCUUCCCAGACUUCUCCUACAGUUAAAACCUCUUCCCAGACUUCUCCUACUGUUAAAACCUCUUUCCAGACAUCUCCUACUGUUAAAACCUCUUCCCAGACUUCUCCUACAGUUAAAACCUCUUCCCAGACUUCUCCUACUGUUAAAACCUCUUCCCAGACUUCUCCUACUGUUAAAACCUCUUCCCAGACUUCUCCUACAGUUAAAACCUCUUCCCAGACAUCUCCUACUGUUAAAACCUUCCCAACCUCCCCUACUGUCACUGCUCCUCUCCCCCUCUCUUCCUCCCAAUCCUCCAGCAUGACUUUCUCCUCUUCUCCUAUGGUUACCACCACUACCCCAUCCCCUACUGCCACAUACAUCCUUCAAACCUCACACCUCCCCACACACACCCUACAGGACUCUGUGGACAGCUCUGUUAGUGUUGACCCCGAGGUCACGACCUCCGCCGACCUUUCCCCCCGCCAGUCCCCUCCCCCCAGCAGCCCGGAGGACCCCAGCCCGCCCGAGGUCGUCCCGCUGCAACAAAGACUGAGACCCCGGCCCAGACCCGGCGCUCGCCUGCAGGAGUUAGAACACAGAGAGGCCCAUUUUGUCUGAACCGUAAGAGUAGACUUCAGUAGUCUGAUAUCAUCACACACAGACAGGGCCACUUCCUGCUUACAAAAAGACUACUGGUAUGUCUUUAUGAAUAGGGAGGGCAUCGCUUGGGAAGAACCAAUGGUGGAACUGUUGGGAGAUACAGUGCCCUUGCGAAAGUAUUCGGCCCCCUUGAACUUUGCGACCUUUUGCCACAUUUCAGGCUUCAAACAUAAAGAUAUAAAACUGUAUUUUUUGUGAAGAAUCAACAACAAGUGGGACACAAUCAUGAAGUGGAACGACAUUUAUUGGAUAUUUCAAACUUUUUUAACAAAUCAAAAAACGGAAAAAUUGGGCGUGCAAAAUGGGCCGUAUACUUCCUCAAGGCAAUGUAUUUGGGAGAACGUUGAUGUCUGUAAGCUGGAAGUUGUCCCCACUGUGUAUGAUGAUGUCAUACUGCUGUCUACCUUUGAAGCCAGAUAUAUUUUGUCUGUGUGUGUGUACAGUGUGUGUGUACAGUGUGUACAGUGUGUGUACAGUGUGCAGUGUGUGUGUGUACAGUGUGCAGUGUGUGUGUGUACAGUGUGCAGUGUGUGUGCGUACGGUGUGUGCAGUGUGUGUACAGUGUACAGUGUGUGUACAGUGUGUGUGUGUGUGUGUACAGUGUGUGUGUGUAAAUAUGUUGUUACUGUGUAUCUCUGUACCAUAUUAUAUAUUGGGGGGGAACAGGACUAUUAUAUUGACGCCAAGACAAGAUGUGUGAAAGGAACCCACUGAACGUGUUACAUUACACGUGUUUCAUAUAUUCUAUGUUUACAGUCCUUACAAACAGAAGCAUGAUCUGUGAACAGUCGCUCCCUAGACAUUUGGAACAAGCAUUUAGUUAUUAGUUAUUCAAUCUAUUGCAGAUACAGGAUUUCCAGAUAGCAGCGGAAAAACUUUUAUAUCAAAGGUUAAUUUUCACGUGCAGCUGUCCAUUUCUGUGUGCCAGUGUCAACUCCAUCCAUUUAUUUGCUGCUAUGCAAAUCAAAUGCACUUCUCAAACCGCUAUCCAGAAACCCACUAUCUGCAAUGAAUUGAAUCCUGUAUAAGUUACUGUGUGAUGUCUGUCCUGGUCAAUACUACCUGUUACAUCUCAUGGUCAACACUGCCUGUUUUUGUUACAAAUAGGAUCUAUCUGCCAUUACUGCCAUGUCAUCAAUAGAUUCUACCUGCCAUCAAUAGAUUCUAUCUGCCAAUACUGCCAUGUUAUCAAUAGAUUAUAUCUGCCAAUACUGCCAUGUCAUCAAUAGAUUCUAUCUGCCAAUACUGCCAUGUUAUCAAUAGAUUAUAUCUGCCAUUACUGCCAUGUCAUCAAUAGAUUCUACCUGUCAUUACUGCCAUGUCAUCAAUAGAUUCUACCUGUCAUCAAUAGAUUCUACCUGUCAUCAAUAGAUUCUACCUGUCAUCAAUAGAUUCUAUCUGUCAUCAAUAGAUUCUACCUGUCAUCAAUAGAUUCUCUGUCAUCAAUAGAUUCUACCUGCCAUUACUGCCAUGCCAUCAAUAGAUUCUACCUGCCAUUACUGCCAUGUCAUCAAUAGUUUCUACCUGUCAUUACUGCCAUGUCAUCAAUAGAUUCUACCUGUCAUUACUGCCAUGUCAUCAAUAGAUUCUACCUGCCAUUACUGCCAUGUCAUCAAUAGAUUCUACCUGUCAUCUAUAGAUUAUACCUGCCAUUACUGCCAUGUCAUCAAUAGAUUCUACCUGCCAUUACUGCCAUGUCAUCUAUAGAUUCUAUCUGCCAUCAAUAGAUUCUACCUGCCAUUACUGCCAUGUCAUCAAUAGAUUCUACCUGCCAUUACUGCCAUGUUAUCAAUAGAUUCUACCUGUCAUUACUGCCAUGUUAUCAAUAGAUUGUAUCUGCCAUCAAUAGAUUCUACCUGCCAUUACUGCCAUGUUAUCAAUAGAUUGCAUCUGCCAUCAAUAGAUUCUACCUGCCAUUACUGCCAUGUCAUCAAUAGAUUCUAUCUGCCAUUACUGCCAUGUCAUCAAUAGAUUCUACCUGCCAUUACUGCCAUGUCAUCAAUAGAUUCUACCUGCCAUUACUGCCAUGUCAUCAAUAGAUUCUACCUGCCAUUACUGCCAUGUCAUCAAUAGAUUCUACCUGCCAUUACUGCCAUGUCAUCUAUAGAUUCUACCUGCCAUUACUGCCAUGUCAUCUAUAGAUUCUACCUGUCAUUACUGCCAUGUCAGCAAUAGAUUCUACCUGUCAUUACUGCCAUGUCAUCAAUAGAUUCUACCUGCCAUUACUGCCAUGUCAUCUAUAGAUUCUACCUGCCAUUACUGCCAUGUCAUCAAUAGAUUCUACCUGCCAUUACUGCCAUGUCAUCAAUAGAUUCUACCUGCCAUCAAUAGAUUCUAUCUGCCAUCAAUAGAUUCUACCUGCCAUUACUGCCAUGUCAUCAAUAGAUUCUACCUGCCAUUACUGCCAUGUCAUCAAUAGAUUCUACCUGUCAUCAAUAGAUUCUAUCUGUCAUCAAUAGAUUCUACCUGCCAUUACUGCCAUGUCAUCUAUAGAUUCUACCUGCCAUUACUGCCAUGUCAUCAAUAGAUUCUACCUGCCAUUACUGCCAUGUCAUCAAUAGAUUCUACCUGCCAUCAAUAGAUUCUACCUGCCAUUACUGCCAUGUCAUCAAUAGAUUCUACCUGCCAUUACUGCCAUGUCAUCAAUAGAUUCUACCUGUCAUCAAUAGAUUCUAUCUGCCAUCAAUAGAUUCUACCUGCCAUUACUGCCAUGUCAUCAAUAGAUUCUAUCUGCCAUCAAUAGAUUCUACCUGCCAUUACUGCCAUGUCAUCAAUAGAUUCUACCUGCCAUUACUGCCAUGUCAUCAAUAGAUUCUACCUGCCAUUACUGCCAUGUCAUCAAUAGAUUCUAUCUGUCAUCAAUAGAUUCUAUCUGCCAUCAAUAGAUUCUACCUGCCAUUACUGCCAUGUCAUCUAUAGAUUCUACCUGCCAUUACUGCCAUGUCAUCAAUAGAUUCUACCUGCCAUUACUGCCAUGUCAUCAAUAGAUUCUACCUGCCAUUACUGCCAUGUCAUCAAUAGAUUCUACCUGUCAUCUAUAGAUUCUAUCUGCCAUCAAUAGAUUCUAUCUGUCAUCAAUAGAUUCUACCUGCCAUUACUGCCAUGUCAUCAAUAGAUUCUAUCUGCCAUUACUGCCAUGUCAUCAAUAGAUUCUACCUGUCAUCAAUAGAUUCUACCUGCCAUUACUGCCAUGUCAUCAAUAGAUUCUAUCUGUCAUCAAUAGAUUCUAUCUGCCAUCAAUAGAUUCUACCUGCCAUUACUGCCAUGUCAUCAAUAGAUUCUAUCUGUCAUCAAUAGAUUCUAUCUGUCAUCAAUAGAUUCUACCUGCCAUUACUGCCAUGUCAUCAAUAGAUUCUACCUGUCAUCAAUAGAUUCUAUCUGUCAUCAAUAGAUUCUACCUGCCAUUACUGCCAUGUCAUCAAUAGAUUCUAUCUGUCAUCAAUAGAUUCUAUCUGCCAUCAAUAGAUUCUACCUGCCAUUACUGCCAUGUCAUCAAUAGAUUCUACCUGUCAUCAAUAGAUUCUAUCUGUCAUCAAUAGAUUCUACCUGCCAUUACUGCCAUGUCAUCAAUAGAUUCUACCUGCCAUUACUGCCAUGUCAUCAAUAGAUUCUACCUGCCAUUACUGCCAUGUCAUCAAUAGAUUCUACCUGCCAUUUCUGCCAUGUCAUCAAUAGAUUCUACCUGCCAUUACUGCCAUGUCAUCUAUAGAUUCAACCUGCCAUUACUGCCAUGUCAUCUAUAGAUUCAACCUGCCAUUACUGCCAUGUCAUCUAUAGAUUCAACCUGCCAUUACUGCCAUGUCAGCAAUAGAUUCUACCUGCCAUUACUGCCAUGUCAGCAAUAGAUUCUACCUGCCAUUACUGCCAUGUCAGCAAUAGAUUCUACCUGUCAUCUAUAGAUUCUAUCUGUCAUCAAUAGAUUCUAUCUGCCAUCAAUAGAUUCUAUCUGCCAAUACUGCCAUGUCAGCAAUAGAUUCUAUCUGUCAUCAAUAGAUUCUAUCUGCCAUCAAUAGAUUCUAUCUGCCAUCAAUAGAUUCUAUCUGCCAUCAAUAGAUUCUAUCUGCCAAUACUGCCAUGUCAUCAUAAAUUGGAACAUUUUUGGGAGUUCCAAAAUUGAGCUGGAAUGAAGUUACACUUCUCAAAAUUAUCAUAGCAUCAAGUCCUUGUCUUAAUGUUACAGAGAAGCAUUUCAUUUGUUUUGUUGGGAGUUAAAUACCUGUUAUUAUAUGUUAGUAUUUACUUGUCCAUUUACACAGUACAUGAAAUGUUCUACUUUGUUCCUGUAUUGUAUGUCAUGUGAUUUGAUUCCAGCUACAUUAAUUAAGCACUUACUUCAUUCAGGUCAAAUGUUUUUAUGUUUUCCAAACGUUGUUUAAACAUGUAUGUCAUCGCAAUACAUUCCACAGAGAAGAGAUGGAAGCAUUUUAUUAAGUUUCAACAUUUAAAAAAAUAUAUAAUAAUAAUAAUUCACCCAUAUUGCUGUUCGGAUUAUAAUAAUCUAAAUCGUAUGUAUCUAUAUCUGUUUUAUUUUAAUUUUAAAUAUGUGACAUAUAAACUGCAAGGUUUUGUUUCAGUAAAUUGUUUGUAACUACAAAAAAAGACCAAAUGCAAAAAAUGUCUUGCAUUAAAUUAAAGUAUAGUUGACAGUU